UGUUGUAUAGAUGGGGACGAAGUGGACUUUAAUUUCUUUAUUUUUAUAUCAUUUAAGGAGGGAAGGGAUGGGGGGGGGUGACAUUGCUCAUUUGAAACUGCAGGUGGCGCUCCGGCUCUUCACAUGGAUCCCCAUAGUACCGAUGACGAAAAUGAGAGCGCGGCUUAGCCGGUAGCAGAUUGGUCCGUUACUCAGUAAAAGGGCGGGGCAUUCUACAUUUGAAAAUAGCAGUUGUUCAGGGAUGCACCCACGCACGCGAGCGCGCGCAAUAGAAGUCUUUUAUUAUACGGAACCCAAAUGUUCUCAUCUAAUACGUUAAUAAAAUAAUAAAUUUUGCCGGUUUCACUCAAGACCAUUUAUAGUUGGUGAACGUAGUUGUGCUGCAGAAGCGAGAUGGCACAGCGUGUUACCGUGAAUGAGGCCGCUGGGCCUAAACGGACCGCCAGGGUUCGAGUAGCGGUGCGGCUGCGGCCCUACAUGGACAAACAAGACGAGAAAGGCGAAGGGCCCUGUGUCCGAGGACUUGGACCUCAGAUCCUGGAGAUAGUCAACUGGAGGAACGCCACUGAGACUCUGCAAUAUCAGUUUGACGUGUUCCAUGGAGAUCAGACGACUCAACAGGAAGUGUUCUUGUCUUCAGUGAAGCCUGUUAUCCCCCACAUUCUUAAUGGACAAAAUGCUAGUGUCUUCGCUUAUGGACCCACUGGAGCCGGAAAGACCCACACAAUGCUGGGCAGUCAGGAGCAGCCGGGUGUGAUCCCCAGAGCUGUUCGUGAAGUUUUCCAACUGGUGCGCUAUCAAAUGAAAGACCAGGAUGAAUGGGAGUUUUCUGUAGGCAUGUCAUAUCUGGAAAUCUACAAUGAAAAGGUUUUGGACCUUUUGUCCCCUAACUCUCAGGAUCUGCCAAUCCGUGAAGACAAGGAUAAAAACAUCAUUAUUCCAGGCUUGACUCACACCCCCCUCUCAUCUUUCUCCGAUUUUCACACCCACUUUGUGCCAGCCAGUCUGAACCGCACCACAGCCUCCACCAAACUAAACCAGCGCUCCAGCCGCAGUCAUGCAAUCCUCCUCAUCAAGGUGGUGAAAUGUCAGCGUGUUCCUCCUCACCGACAGCAGACGGGGAAGUUGUAUCUUGUGGACCUUGCUGGCUCUGAGGAUAACCGACGCACAGGAAACCAGGGCAUCCGCUUGAAAGAAAGUGGUGCCAUAAACUUGUCACUCUUCACCCUCAGCAAGGUUGUGGACUGUCUAAACACGGGGGCGGGGGGGCGUGUGCCCUACAGGGACAGCAAGCUCACCCGUCUUUUACAGGACUCGCUAGGUGGUUCAGCUCAUUCAGUCAUGAUCACAAACAUUGCCCCUGAAUAUAAAUACUAUUUUGAUACAUUCACUGCCCUCAACUUUGCUGCCAAAUCCAAGCAAAUCAUCAACAAGCCAUUUGUCAGAGAGACAGUGAUGCCCCCCAUGAAUGCUGCAGGAAAGAGGUCCAGAGAGGAACAAGAUGCUAGGGGAUCUGGAGAACCCCAGAAUAAGAGGGUGAAGGAAGGCAAGAAAGUGGAGCAGCCAUCACCCACACUCGCACACCCCCAUAGCCCAGUGGAUUCGUCAGUUUUGGAUAGACUUUUGGCUCUGGAGAAACUGAUGAUGGGCACCCCAGAGAGAGAGAGACUCAAGUUGCUCAAAACAGUUGCCCAGUCCCGCAAAGAGAUACAGAGGUUGAAAGAGAAGCAAAAGGAGCUGGAGGAGAAGGCAGAGAUGUUGAACAAACUAACAGGAGGCCAGAGUGGACUGAAUGAUGAAAGGGAUGACUCAGCAAGCAGCAUAUCUCUCUUCAAAACAGAUCUGCCCCCCCUCCAGAGGAAACAGUCCGUUUCAGCAAGACCCAAGAAACAACAGGCAAUUGUCACCCCAUUACAGGUGUCCCAGGUGCAGCCCCUGCAGGAUUGUGCUGUAGUCUGUAAGGCAUCCCAAACUAUUGGCAAGAAGAAAAAACACAUCAAGGCAAAGAUCUCUGAAGGUAAGGAGAACAGUAGUCUGGAAGCAGCCUGUGAGGAAGAGGCAAACUGGGAGUCAAGGUUAGACUUGUCAUUAUUAGACCAGUCCAAGAAAAAGAUUCUCCAGACACUCAACUCAGGCUCGCACAAAGAGCUGAAGAGUCUGCAACUCAUUGGUGACAAGAAGGCCAAACUUAUCCUGGGCUGGAGAGAAAUCAAUGGAGAUUUCACACAGGUGGAAGAUUUAAAGAAAAUUGAAGGCAUUACAGAAAAACGCUUUUCAUCUUUUAUUAAGGCCAACAUUCUAAGUGCGAUGGGGAAGUGAUAGUGUGUGUGUGUGUGUGUGUGUGUCUGUGAGUGAGAUGCCAUGUGUGAAGUUUUUUUUGGGUUGUUUUAUCUUAAAUUUUUGUACAUAUUUUUUUUUCUUUUUUUAAACAUUUUUAAAUUCCUGAUGUUGCAUUUAGGGCUUGUAUUUAACUGUCACUGUAUGUUUAUGGUAUGAUUUUAAUCCAGUGAUAAACAUGCUGCUUAAUAAAAGCUGCUGCAGAGCCACACUGCAUUUGUCAGUUUAAUUUUUGCCUGAUCGUCUCAGUUUUAUUAAGAUGACAUUUGUCCGGACUUGUUUAAUCCAUGAACAGCUGAACAUUGCAAUUUCCUGUUUAGCUGAAUCUCAUGGCCUGAAAAUAAAGAUACUGUGACUUGUCUUCCAGCAAUCUCAAAGUAGCACAUAGGUUAUGUUCUAUUAUAAUUAGGCAAAGCAUGGCAAAAAGGUAAUACAAGUAAUAAUCAUAAAGAAAAUAUACUUUUGCCUCUGUAUUAUAACUUGGCACUGGGUAUUACAUAUUUUUGAUGCACUUGUACUUUUACACCCUGCUUUGCAGUGACCUGUCUCUACUUUUCAGUAAGCAAUUGCAUUGUUCGAAGUCAUGCCUAGCAGUUUGGGGCACUAGUGUUUCAACAGUUAAGGCACUGGUUUACUGAUCAGAAGAUUGGGAGUUCAAGCCCAGCACAGUCAAGCUGCCACUGCUGUGGCCCUGAGCAGGGCCCCCAAAGUCCCUGUGAAGUGCCUUGAAACAUAUAACAUGAAACAUUCAAUGUGUUGAUUGUAAUUUCCAGUGAAACAGGAAGUCGGGGUGGGACAUAGCUGCCCCCUUUUUAAAUAGCCAAUAGCAUUUUGCUUACCUACCAGCAAGCAAAUUUACAAAUGUUGGGGGGUGGGGGACUUCAG
Messenger RNA from Ictalurus furcatus (blue catfish), 3222 nucleotides. RefSeq names its product kinesin family member 22 (gene kif22). The coding region runs from base 394 to 2319 and encodes 641 amino acids. Gene Ontology annotation, molecular function: microtubule motor activity; ATP binding; microtubule binding. The transcript is spliced from 13 exons. NCBI's taxonomy places the organism in Eukaryota, Metazoa, Chordata, Actinopteri, Siluriformes, Ictaluridae. Gene Ontology annotation, biological process: mitotic spindle organization; microtubule-based movement. The record is from RefSeq and is a predicted model, not a curated record.